UACAUAUGUCCAUAUGUACAUGCAUACAUACAUACAUAAAUAGACAUACUAUUGUAAAAAAUACUUUUUUAGCUAUUUACUUGACAGUAAACCAGGACUUAAGAUACCUGAUUACAUUUUCAAGGAGUGCAGUAACUUGUUAGGACUCUGGGCGUCGCUGUUCACUAACCUGGGGGAUACUGCACUGCACCACACGCCCAAUUUAAAAAGAAAAAGGGAAAACGCGUGACUUAGACUCUCUCCUUCAUUUCAAACUGAAAAUGUCUGCCUGAGACUGCCCAGCGUAUUUCUGGACAACUCUCUGCUAUAAUUAUCUAAAAUAAGGUAAAGAAGACCCUUGGAAAAGCGGAGAAACAAUAUCCUUGGUAAGAGAUUGAGGGGAAAAAAAAAAAAAAAAAAAACCCAGGAAGCCAGAGAGCAAUGGCGAUUUCAGAGAAGCAAACCGGCUGGAGCCUGCUGAUGCUACUGUGCCUUUCUCUGGAGCUACUGUUGGAAGCUGGGGCUGGAAACAUCCGAUACUCUGUGCCAGAAGAAACCGACAAAGGCUCCUUCGUGGGCAACAUCGCUAAGAACCUGGGACUGGAAACCCAGGAGCUGGUGAAGCGCGGGGUCCGCAUUGUUUCCAGAGGUAGGUCGCAGCUUUUCUCCCUGAACCCGCGAAGCGGCAGCUUGGUCACCGCAGGCAGGAUAGACCGGGAAGAGCUGUGCCCUCAGGGCGUGCCCUGUCUUGUCAGCUUUAACAUCCUUAUGGAGGAUGAAAUGAAGCUUCUUCCUAUCGAAGUAGAGAUAAUUGAUAUUAAUGAUAACACUCCCCAAUUCCAGUUAGAAGAGCUAGAAUUAAAAAUGAGUGAAAUAACUACUCCAGGUACCAGGAUCCCUCUGCCUCUCGGGCAAGACCUUGAUGUGGGCAUAAACUCACUUCAGAGCUACCAGCUAAGCGCCAACCCUCACUUCGCCCUGGAUGUGCAACAGGGACCUGAAGGACCACAACAGCCAGAGAUGGUACUGCAGAGACCUCUAGACAGAGAAAAAGAUGCUGUCCACUACCUUAUCCUCACUGCCUCGGAUGGCGGCAACCCAAUACAUUCAGGAACUCUGCAAAUUCAUGUUCAGGUAAUAGAUGUGAACGACAACCCACCAGCAUUUACUCAGGCAGAGUAUCACGUGAGAGUCCCUGAGAACGUCCCAUUAGGCACUCGGCUACUCAAGGUGAAUGCUACUGACCCGGAUGAGGGAGCUAAUGGCAGAGUAACCUACUCCUUUUACAAGGUAGACCACAGUGUGGUCCGGAAAUUUGAGUUGGAUUCUUACACAGGAGAACUAUCAAAUAAGGAACCACUAGAUUUUGAAGAAUACAAAGUUUAUCCAAUGGAAAUUCAAGCUCAGGAUGGUGCUGGACUCAUGGCCAGAGCUAAGGUGCUGGUCACUGUUUUGGAUGUUAAUGAUAAUGCCCCGGAAGUUGGAAUCAUGUCUGUCACUGCCACAGUACCAGAAAACUUUCCUCCUGGGACUAUAAUUGCUCUUAUCAGUGUGCAUGAUCAAGAUGCUGAUAACAAUGGUCACACCACUUGUUCCAUUCCUGGCAACCUACCCUUUAAGCUGGAAAAGUUAGUCGACAAUUAUUACCGCUUAGUAACAGAAAGAACACUGGACAGAGAACAUAGCUCUAGAUACAACAUCACAAUAACAGCAACAGACCAGGGAACUCCGCCCCUAUCCACCCAAGCUCACAUCUCACUGCUAGUGACAGAUAUCAAUGACAACCCUCCAGUUUUCGAACAGGACUCCUAUUCUGUCUACAUUCCUGAAAACAACCCCAGAGGAGCUUCCAUCUUCUCAGUAAAGGCCCAGGAUGCUGACCACAAUGAGAAUGCACUAGUGACUUACGCCCUGGUGGAAGACACUAUUCAGGGAGCACCUUUGUCUUCUUACUUCUCCAUCAACUCUGACACUGGAGUUGUCUAUGCAUUGCAAUCCUUUGACUAUGAGCAGUUUCGAGAUUUGCAGCUAAGAGUGAUAGCCCGUGAUAGUGGGAACCCACAACUCAGCAGCAAUGUAUCUCUGAGUCUGUUCAUGAUAGAUCAGAAUGACAAUGCCCCAGAGAUCCUGUACCCUGUCCUCCCUACUGAUGGCUCCACUGGUGUGGAGCUAGCACCUCGAUCUGCUGAGCCCGGUUACCUAGUGACCAAAGUGGUAGCAGUGGACAAAGACUCGGGACAGAACGCCUGGCUGUCCUACCAUCUGCUCAAGGCCAGUGAGCCAGGGCUCUUCUCGGUGGGACUACACACAGGCGAGGUGCGCACGGCUCGGGCCCUGCUGGACAGAGAUGCUCUCAAGCAGAGCCUGGUGGUUUCUGUGCAGGACCACGGCCAGCCUCCUCUGUCCACCACAGUCACAUUUACCAUAGCAGUGGCUGACAGCAUCCCUGACGUCCUGGCUGACCUGGGCAGCAUCGGGACCCCUGCUGAUCCCCAGGAUUCAGAUCUCACACUCUACCUGGUGGUGGCAGUGGCUGUGGUCUCCUGCAUCUUCCUAGCCUUUGUAAUAGUGCUCUUGGUACUCAAGCUGAGACAUUGGUACUCCUCACGCUUGCUCCAGACUGCAGCAACUGGAGUGACUGGCCUGCCUGCCUCCAACUUUGUAGGUGUUGAUGGGGUACAUGCAUUUCUACAGACCUAUUCCCAUGAGAUCUUACUCACUGCCGACUCUCGAAAGAGCCACCUGAUCUUCCCACAACCUAACUACGCAGACACACUCAUCAGCCAGGAGAGCUGUGAGAAAAAGGAGUUUCUGUCAGCACCCCAGUCUCUGCUUGAAGAUAAAGAGGAAAUAUUUUCUCAGGUAAAUUUGUAAUGACCUUAUAAGGUAUAUCAAUGAAAAUAAUUCAUGGCUGUACAUACUUGCUGUUUUCUAUAAAUAGUAUAUUCCAUUAUAUCCCAGUAGUGGUUGGGGAUGCGUAUUAUUGUUUCAUGCCACUGGAGAUUAAACCUAAGGGCUUAUUGUGCAUGCUAGGUGACAUCUACCAUUUUCAGAUAAGGUCUUGAUAAGAUGCCUGGGCUGGCCUUGAACUCACUUUGUAUCCCAGCAGGGUUUUAAAGUUAUAAUCCUCAUGCCUCAGACUACUGGAGGGCUGGGAUUUCAGGCAUGUAGGCACAACACAGGUAGCCUAGCCUUUUAAAUUCCUAUUAACAUUCUGGGACUGGAGAACAUGCCCAAAAUCCCAGCCUCAAAAAAAGGGUGGAGAGUGGGAACUCCUGCUUUGGCAAGGAGCCUUUAGUCAUGCUGUGGGUGGUGAGGAUGAGGAGUGUAUGUGAAGGCCUGUCUCCCAGGGGAAAGAGAACUCCAUUAGAAACAAAUUUGUCUCCUACUUCUCACCAUGUCUUGCUAAAUCAUUCCACUGUUCUGAGUUGACUAUCCACUUAUUCAGAAGGGAUAGUGAUGAA
Grammomys surdaster is the source of this 3443-nucleotide messenger RNA. Its product is annotated as protocadherin gamma-A1-like. Gene Ontology annotation, cellular component: plasma membrane. Gene Ontology annotation, biological process: homophilic cell-cell adhesion. The transcript has a single exon. Gene Ontology annotation, molecular function: calcium ion binding. NCBI's taxonomy places the organism in Eukaryota, Metazoa, Chordata, Mammalia, Rodentia, Muridae. Bases 421 to 2853 code for a protein of 810 amino acids. The record is from RefSeq and is a predicted model, not a curated record.